Messenger RNA from Leptopilina heterotoma, 3059 nucleotides. RefSeq names its product insulin-like growth factor-binding protein complex acid labile subunit. Gene Ontology annotation, cellular component: extracellular matrix. The coding region runs from base 546 to 2162 and encodes 538 amino acids. Gene Ontology annotation, molecular function: protein binding. The transcript has 4 exons. The record is from RefSeq and is a predicted model, not a curated record. Lineage: Eukaryota; Metazoa; Arthropoda; Insecta; Hymenoptera; Figitidae.
CUCCAAACUGUGUGUUAUCAACUCUACGGUUGAUAUUGCCUGUCAGUUCAGCCUAGUGUGAAAUUCAUAAAAUUUGUAUGUUAUAUUGUUUUAUUACACGAAGAAUACAAAAUGUCAAUAUGUGAAUUAUGAAAUAACUUUAAAUUUUUGUGACUAGUAUGAAAAUCAAUGCGGUUUUUCACAACUGACUUGUGUCACUUUAAUCUAAAAAUGGAAUUAAUUUGUAAGAAUCCGCCCAAGUAAUUUGCUGGAAUGGCGUCAGGAUGUUAUUAAAGAAAAUGUCAAAUCUAAAUAAUCAUUGCCAUUUUCUCUUAUUUACACAGAAAUAUGAGUGAUUUAAGACAAUCUACAUGGUGUUAAAAUGCAUGUAACUGUGAAUUUUAUACUACAAAAUGUACACAAGCAAUAUGACUGCCGAUUAAGUGUUUCACAAAUGGAAUAGAUGAUGUUUCUAUCUUGUCCUGCCACUAGAGUUUAAAAAGGAAAAUGAAAACUGGAAAAAAAAGAAUCAGACACACGAAGUUGAAAAUGUUCAAGUAACAAUAAUGAAGAAGAUAUAUUCAUACUGUAGAUCUAAGUUACUUUUCACCUUCUUCCUGGUUGCUCUCUUUGUGCGAGGAGAAGCGAAGGCGACAUUCUGCCCGAACCUAUGCACAUGUGAUGAUGAAACUUUAGAAGUUUCUUGCAUUGGUGCAAAUUUAGAUGUCAUUCCAAUUGCAUUAAAUCCAAGUAUUCAACGCAUAGUUUUGAAAGAUAAUAAAAUAAAGGCAGUUGAAGCUGCAGCAUUUCAAUUUUACGGUGAUCUGAAAGCUGUCGAUCUAUCGAACAAUCACCUUUUUUCCAUUCCAAACGGAAGUUUCGAAGCACAAAAGCAACUUAUAGAACUGCAUCUAAAGCACAACAAACUCUCUUCCAUAAAUGAGAAUACAUUCUUAGGUCUAAAGUCGUUGACUAUUUUGAACUUGCGAGACAAUUACCUUGAAAUAUUAAAAAAUGGAUUUUUUAAUUCUCUUUCAAAACUUCAAGAAAUCGAUCUGGGCCAAAAUAGAAUAUCCCACGUUGAGUCGAACGCAUUUCAGAAGUUAGUGAUGCUUCGAGUGCUCUAUUUAGACGAUAAUCAACUCCGAGUUAUUCCUUCAAAUGCCCUAAGACCCCUCAAUGCUCUUGCCGAGCUUCAUAUUGGCCUAAAUGCUUUCACUUCCCUAAUCAAUGAUGGAUUUGAGGGUCUUGAUCGUCUAACUGUCUUGGAUGUAUCUGGAGCUGGAUUAGAUAACAUUACUGAAAAAGCAUUUAAAGGCCUUAGUGCUCUACGAGUGCUGAAACUUAAUGGUAAUAAACUCAAGGAAAUUCCCACGAAACAAUUAAGUCUGCUGCUUCGUUUAGAGGAAUUAAUAUUGGGUCAAAAUCUGUUUACUGACGUGAAGACUGCCGCUUUUCAAGGUUUAUUUAAUUUGAAGAAACUUGAUAUUUCUGGAGCAAAAAUGCUGACUACUAUUCAAGCGGGAGCAUUUUCUGACAAUUCAAAUCUUGAAACGCUAAUUUUAAAUAGCAACAAACUUCUUAGUGAGAUGGAAGACGGAGCUCUAGCUGGUUUACCUAAUCUAAGACAUUUACUCUUAAGGGAUAAUGCUUUUACUGGAUUUUCUGAAUCAUUGGUGUCAUGGAAUGAACUCCGACGUUUAGAUAUUGCUGAAAAUAUGUUGGUGUGUGAUUGCAGAAUACUUUGGUUAGCUGAAGUACUUGUUUCCAGAAACUCUUCUCCUGUGCUGUGUUCAGAACCUGUUAAUAUGAAAGGGAAACCUCUGAAGGGUAUGCAACCAGAUGAAUUGGGAUGUGCUUUCUUCGAUCCCCGAAAGCAAGCGUUGCUGGCUACACUCUGCGUUGCUGGGAUCGCUCUUACUUUUGGAAUCGGUCUUAUUCUCUACUAUAGAUUUCGCAGAAGAGUCCGUGAUGUUCUCACUGAUUACAAGUGGAGUCAUCGUGCAAUAUCUCGAAAAGAACAUGAAUACAGAAAAACUUUCUCAGAGGAAGAGUACAUUGUUCGCGCUGCGCACACUCACCACCACGACUCGCAAUCUCAACAUUAUCUGCAACAGCAGUCCCAGUUGUCUGCCCACCAACUGCCGACAAGCAAUCGACCGGUGCCUGUGACGGAACUGUAGCUAGAACUUCGGGCAGCGAGCCCUGGCAAUAGCGGUGUUUGGUUUUUGCCACACGACGGCACUAGUCUCGCCGAUGGUUUCUCCUACAUCGACAGAGACAUGGUGCGGCAAAAACAAUGUCCAGGGAUGCUGUCCAAUGCAGGUGUUUGUCACAGUUUGGCAUGUUCUAAUUCAUGUUCCUCAAUUGGCGAAUUACCUAGAGGUUCAGGAGGUGCGGGUAUUGGUGGAAGCACUAUUUCUGGCAGAAUACACAAGUCAGAUUAUUUCGGAAGGCAUCCGCCGCAACUGGCAACAUUGUCGUCUUUGAAUAGCAGUGCUGCCAAGAAAGAGAAUGCAACGAGGUAUCAAAAGUCUCCCUCUUCGAAGUAUCAACUCAUGUACAUACAGGCAUCAUGCUCUGCAAUUAACGGACAACCCAAUCAGUUUCAUCAGCGAGAUAGAAAUUGGCUGAAAUCGAGCCAAAACGUGCAAGUUGUUACUAUGCCUCAUUGUACGGAGGAAAUUCUGGAACUUGAAAUCCAUAGUAAUACGAAUCAAAGUGACUCUUAUCUUUAUCGUACAUAAACAAAUUUUUAAAAUAUUUAAAUAUUGUGACAAUUAAGGGCUGUAAUGUUAUGAAGUUUAUCUUUAUUUCCAGAACUGUUGAGUGCAAAACUUCAUCAGAGAUAUUGAUUGCAUGAGUAUUAUUUUCUAUUUAUACAAUAUACAAUGCUGUGUUGCAAUUGGAAUUACUUUUUUAUCAUGUUUGUAUAUUUUAAAAACUUACAUUUUUUGUAGUACAUUAUAUAAUGUAAACAAAAAAAGUCGGAAUAAGUGAAUAAUGAAAAUCCAUGUUGGAAAUGAAUGAAGAAAUUAAAGCGAUUUAUUAAUUAAAUGACACUUAAUUUAAAAAUAAAA